AUGCCAUUUAUCUCGAAGAUACAGCGGCAGACAGAUUACAGUAGUUUCCCGUCAUCUCAUCCAAUUGUAAUCGACAAUGGUGGCUCCUACUUCCGCAUUGGAUGGGCUGGGGAAAACGAACCUCGAGUUGUGUUCCGGAACAUUAUUCAGAGACCUCGUCAUAAGAUUACUGGUGAAACAGUAACGGUUGUAGGGGACCAUAAUCCUGCUUUACUGAAAUACUUCGAUUGCACUAGGUCGGGACCUCGCUCUGCUUUCGACGGCAAUGUUGUCUAUCAGUUUGAAAUAAUGGAAUAUAUUCUUGACUUCGGGUUUGAUCGAUUGGGUGCGGAUCAGUCACAGAUUAACCAUCCUGUCUUGAUUACUGAAUGUGCUUGCAACCCUGUCCAGUCUCGCAGUAAAAUGGCUGAACUUCUUUUCGAGUCUUAUGGGGUUCCAUCAGUAGCAUUUGGCGUUGAUGCGGCAUUUAGCUACAAGUACAAUCAACAAUUUGGCAUUUGUAGUAAUGAUGGUCUCGCAAUCUGUUCUGGAUUCAAUACAAGUCAUGUUAUUCCGUUUUUGAAUGGCGAACCUGUCUAUGAAGCAUGUUGCCGGAGUAAUAUUGGUGGUUAUCACGUCACUGAUUAUUUGAAGCAACUUCUUUCACUUAAGUACCCGCAUCAUAUGUCUCAGCUUACAUGGGAGAAAGUUGAAGACCUGAAGAUGGAACACUGUUAUAUUGCACCAGAUUACGCAUCAGAAGUUCGAUUAUUUCAGAGAGGGGACAAGAAAGCUGAAGAGAAAACCAGGUGUUGGCAGCUUCCUUGGACCCCCGCACCAGUUGAGGAGGCCCCAUCCGAGGAAGAAGUUGCUAGAAAGGCUGCUCUAAAAGAGAAGCAAGGUCAAAGAUUAAGGGAGAUGGCUGAAGCAAAGAGAUUCAAUAGAAUUAAUGAUCUUGAAAAUGAAAUAAGAGACUUGGACAUGUUGUUGCAGAGGCUCAGUGAUGUAGCCGAUAGUGAUAUUCCUUCAAUCCUUGGAAGUACUACUUUUACUUCAAAGCAGGACGCGGAAGCGGCCCUUGUGAAGGCAAGGCAAUCUUUAAGGAAAGCAAAGGGAGAACCUGUUGAAAGUAUUGAGAAGAUGGAUGCUGCUUCUACUGAUAGAUAUAAUCUAAUUAAUGUACCUGAUGAGAUGCUCACCCAGGAACAGCUGAAGCAAAAGAGAAAACAGGUGUUUAUUAAAUCAACGUCCGAGGCACGACAGCAAAAGAAACAGAGGCAGGUAGAGGAGGAACAAGAAAGAGAACGGCAAAAGCAGCUAGAGGAAGAAAGACGCCUAGAGAACCCAGAGCGCUAUUUGGAAGAGUUACGAGCAAAGCACAGAGAUCUUUUGGAGAAAGUCGAGCAGCGAAAUAGAUUAAAGACAAAUGGUGGACAGCAUAAUAAUGGUAAUGGGAAUAACAAUAAUAAUGCAUCGGGAGGGGUCGGUCGUGGGGAGAGGUUGAGUUCCUCUCACAGAGAGAGGAUGCGCCUUUUAACUACAGCAGCUUUUGACCGGGGAAAGGGAGAGGAUACUUUUGGUACCAAAGAUGAAGAUUGGCAGCUCUACAAGCUGAUGAGUCGAGAUAAUGAUGAUGAUGACGAUGAUAAGCCUGAUCCGGAUGAAGUCGAGUUAGCUCGUGUCUCCUCUAGACUCCAGGAAAUCGACCCGACCUUCAUCUUCAAAUCUGAGGUUGGAUCCUCGUCUGCGGAGGCGCCCCGUUUUCGUCCACUGACCAAAGAAGAUUUCCAAAUUAUACUCGGUGUAGAAAGGUUCCGGUGCCCGGAAAUUCUGUUCAAUCCCAACUUGGUCGGAAUCGAUCAGGCGGGGUUAGAUGAGAUGGCUGGCAUCUCGAUCAGGAGGUUGGGCUCGAAAGGCUGCAGCCAAGAAGACAGACUAACCGAAUCAAUCUUGCUGACAGGUGGCAGCUGUCUCUUUCCUGGCCUGAGCGAGCGUUUAGAAGCAGGAGUUCGAAUGCUGCAGCCGUGCGGGACCCCCAUAAGAAUCCUCAGAGCAUCAGACCCAAUACUCGAUGCUUGGCGUGGGGCUUCUGCUUAUGCUGCUGCUGUUCAGUUCUCACAGCAAACAUUCACGAGAUUGGAUUAUUUCGAGAAGGGCGAGGAUUGGCUUAGGAAUUAUCGGCUGAGGUACACGUUGUGA
This is a messenger RNA of Striga hermonthica, 2178 nucleotides long. Lineage: Eukaryota; Viridiplantae; Streptophyta; Magnoliopsida; Lamiales; Orobanchaceae. The record is from the annotation of a GenBank genome assembly.